This is a messenger RNA of Eptesicus fuscus (big brown bat), 1527 nucleotides long. RefSeq names its product bridging integrator 3 (gene BIN3). Lineage: Eukaryota; Metazoa; Chordata; Mammalia; Chiroptera; Vespertilionidae. The transcript has 9 exons. Gene Ontology annotation, biological process: actin cortical patch localization; endocytosis; plasma membrane tubulation. Gene Ontology annotation, molecular function: lipid binding; protein binding. The coding region runs from base 68 to 829 and encodes 253 amino acids. Gene Ontology annotation, cellular component: actin cortical patch; cytoplasm. The record is from RefSeq and is a predicted model, not a curated record.
UCCGGAAGUGAUCCCCGAGGACCGUGUGGCGGCGGCGGACCCGGGCGGCGGGGCCAGGUUCGGGACCAUGAGCUGGAUUCCUUUCAAGAUUGGGCAACCCAAGAAACAGAUUGUCCCCAAAACAGUGGAGAGAGACUUUGAGAGGGAGUAUGGAAAACUGCAGCAGCUGGAAGAGCAGACCAGGAAGCUGCAGAAGGACUUGAAGAAGAGCACCGAUGCUGACCUGGCCAUGUCCAAAUCCGCUGUGAAGAUAUCCUUGGACCUGCUCUCCAAUCCCCUCUGCGAACAAGACCAGGACUUUCUGAACAUGGUGACAGCCCUGGACACGGCCAUGAAACGGAUGGACGCCUUCAACCAGGAGAAGGUGAACCAGAUUCAAAAGACCGUGAUUGAGCCCUUGAAAAAGUUCGGCAGUGUCUUCCCGAGCCUCAACAUGGCGGUGAAACGGCGGGAGCAGGCCCUGCAGGACUACAGGAGGCUGCAGGCCAAGGUGGAGAAGUACGAGGAAAAGGAGAAGACGGGGCCAGUGUUGGCCAAACUCCACCAGGCCCGAGAAGAGCUCCGGCCGGUGCGGGACGACUUUGAGGCCAAGAACAAGCAGCUCCUGGAUGAGAUGCCGCGCUUCUACAACAGCCGCCUCGACUACUUCCAGCCCAGCUUUGAGUCCCUGAUCCGAGCACAGGUCGUCUACUACUCUGAAAUGCAUAAGAUCUUCGGAGACCUGACCCAACAGCUUGACCAGCCUGGCCACCCUGAUGAGCAGCGGGAGCGGGAGAAUGAAGCUAAACUGAACGAGCUCAGAGCCCUCUCUAUUGUGGCUGAUGACUGAGCCCCGCCCCUCGGAACACCCCUGGAACAUAAGUCGGCUUCUCUAGUCUUUGCCCUUUUCAAGCUUAGGCUCAGGCAUCAGCCAGCGAAAGGCCAUCCCUGGGAGAAAGCCCCUCCCCUACCUCACCAGCCCUUUGGAAUGAGCCUGGCACCUGGAGCCCCAAGCAGGCUGCUGACUCCCCACCCAUAGCAGGAGCCUGCAGACAGGUAAGCAGCCUAUAAAAACCUGAGAGGCUUUUUUAUUUCCAGAAGAACCGUCCACAGUGCCUCCUGGUCCAGGGCCAGCGCAGGCUGCCCGCCUGCAGGGGACAUGGGCUCAGUCAGCUCACCUGCGGUCUCGGCCUUGUGUGCAUGGCUGGGGUCACAUCUACCUCCACAAGACCGUCCUGGGCACCCACCCACCCUGCUGCCCUCCCACUUCCCUCCUUUUCUGGGAGAGGGCCGCAACACUGUCCUGAGAAUGAGUGCUGUGGUCCCCCAGCCUCGACAGGCCCCUCACUCCAAGCUCCCAGCACGACAAAGGCUGGCUUUUGUCCUUUUGGUCAAGUGCAGGGAAGAUCCCGCCUUGUAGGUUCUCUAGGAAAUAGAUUCAACUCUUGUAAAUGUCCAAUCCACAGGCCUCAAAGCAACAACAGUGGGUUUGUGUCUCACCUGAAUAUUUGGAAUUUUUUUUUCCAGUAAAGUUUUCAAUAAAAUGUU